AUGAAAGCGGUGUACCAAGCUAUCAUACUUCUCGGUUUGUUUAAGCUUUUGAGCUCAAUAGAAUUAACGACAAUAAAUAACACAAUAUGUGUAGACUGUUCGAAGGACAAACAGGUUAAAUGCAUAAUUGAAGAUACAGGAUUUGAAUGUUUUAACGAGCACUCGAUGAAGGUAAUCAACGGAAAGUCAUUAAAACCGAAGCCUCCAAGUACCGAAAAUUUGGAUGUAUGCAUACCAAAAGACUUGAAGAUUCUUUGCAUUGAUGAGAGCAACUUUCUGAAAGUCAUCGUUUGGUCGCCAAAACUUGGAUGUCAAAUAGUCCACAGAGAGUACCCAAAUAGGGAUACGUGUUUCACUGCCAGUCUUAUCUGUCCGUGUGUUGAGACCCAAAAGGGAUCCGGAAAAGCGAAGGUCACCUAUAGUUUGCUACUUAUAGUAACCUUGUACUUAAUAAACUUGUGCAACCUAAGAUAA
Messenger RNA from Drosophila melanogaster (fruit fly), 474 nucleotides. RefSeq lists its product as uncharacterized. The record is from RefSeq and is marked reviewed. NCBI's taxonomy places the organism in Eukaryota, Metazoa, Arthropoda, Insecta, Diptera, Drosophilidae. The transcript is spliced from 2 exons. Bases 1 to 474 code for a protein of 157 amino acids.